AUCGCUUCGCCAAGCACCUAUGAAACCAAGCCUUGUGCUUCCGUAAACGUGAUUUUCAGGCAACAGCUCUAACGACGUCUUUAGAUCUUUCACCCUAAACCAGAUCGUGAGUGUUCCCAUAGAUGGCCCCUAACGCCAUGUCGCAACCGUCGCAACCCGCAUCAGCCGGUGCUCCCGGGAAGACAGCGGGACCGUUCAAGCCGGAUCUAUCGAAGCCGUUGGUGUUCCAGGUGGGGCACCUGGGCGAGCGGUACGACGACUGGGUGCACCAGCCGAUCAUCAGCAAGACGGGCCCGCGGCUGUUCGGGCCGGACUGGAUGGAGCUGUUCACGCAGACGCACUGGUGGAUGAUCCCGCUCGUCUGGCUGCCCGUCAUCGCCUUCGCCGAGUACCGCGCUGCCCUCGCCGGCACACCCAAGGCGCUCGUGGCGCCGUUCUUCGCGGUGGGGCUGGUGGUGUGGACGCUGAUGGAGUACAGCCUGCACCGAUUCCUGUUCCACUACCGCACGACGGGGUACUGGACCAACACGCUGCACUACCUGCUGCACGGCUGCCACCACAAGCACCCGCAGGACCGCCUGCGCCUCGUCAUGCCGCCCGUGCUCUUCGCCACGCUCUCCACGAUCGUGGCCAUCCCCUUCUUCCUCGUCUUCCCCGGGUUCCUCGUGUGGCCGGUGUACGCGGGGUCCAUCUUCGGGUACAUCUGCUACGACAUGACGCACUACUUCGUGCACUUCGGCGUGCCCGUGGAGCUGGAGUGGAUCUACUUCCUGCGACGCUACCACAUGGCGCACCACUUCAAGGACUUCAACGCCGGCUUCGGCAUCACCAACGCCUUCUGGGACAAGGUCUUCGGCACCUACCCCGCGGAAGAGCCCAAGAAGGGGGAUGAGGUGGUCAAGGCGGAUGGGUCGGUCAAGGCAAUGUAACGUUGCCGGGCUGCAGUGCAGACUGCUUAGGGUUUCGGGACUGGAAUAGAGAGCAGGGAUUCGUUCCACGCCUAGGCCUAAUGACUCCGCCUGUGAGUAUAUGGUUCAGAUUAAGUGGGUAGGAUGAACAUAAUGGAUAUCUCUAGGCUGUACAAUACGCUUCGCUGCUUGUGUGUGGAUGGCAUGUCAUGUCAGCCCUUGUUGAUACGAUGAUUGCUAAACGUUUGAAGCGCGUAGGCUCCACAC
Messenger RNA from Closterium sp. NIES-67, 1175 nucleotides. The record is from the annotation of a GenBank genome assembly. NCBI's taxonomy places the organism in Eukaryota, Viridiplantae, Streptophyta, Zygnematophyceae, Desmidiales, Closteriaceae.